Symbiodinium pilosum is the source of this 1167-nucleotide messenger RNA. The record is from the annotation of a GenBank genome assembly. NCBI's taxonomy places the organism in Eukaryota, Dinophyceae, Suessiales, Symbiodiniaceae.
AUGCCCUGUGACGCUCACUGCCAUGAAGGUGAUCCACUGCACAUAUGUGUUAUGGUGCAUGGGAUGGGAGGCACAUGUGCGGACUGGCAGACGUGGCUGGAAGUGCUGAAGCACAAGCACCCGGACUGGAUAUUGUGGCCUUUGCAGAAAAUCUCUCGCGGUUGUCGAUUUCUAGGCAGCGACUUGCGUGAAUUGUCAUCAAUAGCCGCUGAAGAGAUCAUCGAAGCUGUAAAGAUGAACGAGGCAACUGGAUCUCACGUAAUGCUGCACUGCAUUGGGCAUUCAAUGGGUGGAUUGAUUAUUCGGGGAGCUCUUCUUAGAGUACUUGAGGAGUGCGAAAAGCUGCAGCUGGGUCAUUACAUCUCCCUGUCAUCUCCGCACCUGGGAAUCCGGUCGAGUUGGCUGCAUCCCUUGCACUCCUGGAGGAAUCUUUGUUGGCUCUCCCAGCCGAUCAGCAAUCAGCUUGUACACCUUGCCAUCCAGGAUACUCUCGGCUUGCAAACACCCUUCCUAGUAGAACUGAGUCAGCCAGAGAGCGAACAUAUGACUGCGCUUGGCCGAUUCGAUCAUCGGACGUGUGUGAGCCUGGCUUUCGGUGAUCCACUAAUCCCACCUGCCUCGGGAUUGAUCGACCCGUAUCUUCUUAUGGACAGCCACGGCUCCUUGCACGAGUCCUUUUGGCAGCUCAUCUUUGACGACACCUGGCCCACCUGCAAAACAAUCGGCCAGCAGGGAAAGGCUGCUACUGGUCUGUUGAAGCUGCCUGCCUUUUUCUUUGCGCUCAUGCAGCUGCUGGCACGCGGUCUAUGGCGCCUCCUUGCAGCGUUUCUUGGUCUUUUUUGCAUUGCCCUUCCAUCCUCAGCCAGGAGAUCUCAGAGUUCGGCACAUUUAUCUCCGGACUCUUCGCCGUCCGACAGUCCAAAAGCCCGUUCACGCUCCAAGCUAUCUUGGGAGCUGUCACAGGACUUGAAGUGCAAGUAUCCGGCAGAAGUCUAUGACGGACUGCUGUCGGUGCCGUGGCGACGCGUUGUCGCCAACGCCCACCAUCGACCCAUUCCGCGAAACCUGCAUGUUUUCCUGAUCGGGAAGAGAUCCGAGCAGUUCGCAAAAGAGCACCAGAUGUCGAGAGCAUGCAUUGAGCAUUUGGCUGACCUACUGCUAGCCUGA